Molecule: messenger RNA, 1380 nt
Organism: Talaromyces atroroseus
Lineage: Eukaryota; Fungi; Ascomycota; Eurotiomycetes; Eurotiales; Trichocomaceae
Product: Ornithine decarboxylase
Exons: 2
Coding region: 1-1380 (459 amino acids)
Cellular component (GO): cytoplasm
Molecular function (GO): ornithine decarboxylase activity
Source: RefSeq, a predicted model, not a curated record
AUGGUUAUGGCACCUUCGGUCCUGAAUCCUGAUGAUGUCUACAUUUUUAACAAACAUCAUAUUCAUAGUAAAGAUCCAACUUUACUAACCCAUUUGGAUAUCGACCAUGGAGUGAACGAUGCAUUGACCGUACGCGGUCAUCCAUACCCCAAGGACUUGAUUCUUGACGAGCUCAAGAGACGUGUCGCCCAGGUUGACAUGUCAGGCUGCGAGCCUGGAGAAGAAGAUGCUUUCUAUGUCGCAGAUAUGGGCGAGAUUUACCGCCAGCAUAUGCGCUGGAAACUGAACUUGAGCCGUGUCAAGCCUUUUUAUGCCGUCAAGUGCAACCCUGAUCCAGAGGUUCUUCGGCUCAUGGCCGAGUUGGGCAAUGGCUUCGACUGUGCUUCCAAGACUGAAAUUGAUUUGGCUCUAAAGACUGGAGUCGAUCCUAGCCGUAUCAUUUACGCUCAGCCAUGCAAAACCAGGUCUUACAUUCGCUAUGCCGCCCAGAAGGGUGUCAAGCAAAUGACCUUUGACAACGCCGAUGAACUUUACAAGAUCAAGGCUGAUUUUCCUGGAGCCGAACUUUAUCUGCGUAUCUUGACCGAUGAUUCCACCAGUCUGUGCCGACUGAGCAUGAAAUUUGGGGCCUCGCUCGACACUGCACGCCCUUUGUUGGAUUUGGCCAAGCAGCUCGAGCUCAAGGUUGUAGGUGUCAGCUUUCACGUAGGAUCCGGAGCGGAAGACCCAGCCGCGUUUCUCAAAGCUGCGCAAGAUGCCCGUUGGGUAUUCGAACAAGCCUCCGAGGUUGGCUAUGAACUCCAUACCCUGGAUGUAGGUGGUGGAUUUUGUGACGACACGUUCGAGAAAUUUGCCAGUAUCCUGAGCAAGGCAGUCGACGAUCUGUUCCCAGCAAACAUCCGCAUCAUCGCCGAACCAGGCCGCUACUACGUCGCUGGCGCCUUCACGCUUGCAGCUAAUGUCAUAGCUCGCCGCGAUGUGUACGAUCCGCAAGUUUCGUCCCAGAGUAGCUAUAUGAUAUAUCUCAAUGAUGGUGUUUAUGGCAACUUCUCCAACAUCAUCUUCGACCACCAGCAUCCGGUCGCUCAGAUUCUGACUUCUGCCAAUGGAACCGGGGCUUCUACACCCAAUUCGUCUGUUUCUAGCUCCCCUGGUGCAGGCAUUGAAUACAGCAUCUGGGGGCCAACCUGUGACGGCAUCGAUGUUAUCAGCGAGCGGAUCGUGCUGCCAGGCUUGGUUGACGUUGGUGAUUGGUUGUAUUUCGAGAACAUGGGCGCGUACACACGUUGCAGCGCCACUCGAUUCAACGGGUUCCCGGACAAUCACGAUGUCAUUUAUAUUUCGAGUGAGAACGGAGCGUCUGCAUUGCUUGAUUAUUAA